AUGGCUCUGGAAGUGUUGCAGAUGCUUCGUGCGCAGCCAGGCAUCCAGCCGAAUGUUGUCUGCUUUGGCGCCGGGAUAACAGCUUGCGCGAAAGGUCGUCACUGGGAGGGCGCUUUCGCUCUGCUCGACGAGCUCCGAGAGAGAGCCUUGGAUCCAGAUCUGAUAGCUUUCAAUGCAGCCAUCACGGCCUGCGAGAAGGCCCAACGCUGGGAGUUCGCCCUUGAGCUGCUGAUGAUGAUGAGUUCACAUAUGGUGACACCCGACAUCGUAUCUUUCAAUGCCACAGCUUCUGCUUGCGAAAAACGCAGCCAGUGGUGUUGGGCAUUGUGGGUUGCCUCGCAGACGAGGUGCUUGCCAAAGUUGCAGGGCUCGGGCUUGCUCACCAUCAGCAAUGCGUGCAUCAGUGCUUGCGCGAAGGCACGGCGGCUGCGCGAAGCCUUGGUGCUGGGGCUCAAUGUGCAAACGCCGGACAAGGUGACCUACAACGGUCUCGUGGCAGCCUGCAGAAGCACGGGCGGUGAGUAUUGGGAUAUGAUCUUCACUUUGAUGCGGCAGAUGCAGAGGCGGCGAGUUGCCCCUGGUGCCGACGUCCUGGGCGCUGCCGCCGAUGCGGCUCUCGAGGCUGGGCAGCCACUGUCUGCGAGGCCAGUGAUGAAGCGCCUUGAGCAAUGCUGUCUGUCAGAGCUGACCGAUGCAGUUCUCCUUACCCGGAGCUGGAGCGACAAGCGCCAAAACGGGACAGACGCGUUGGGUCCGUUGGGUGGUGCCAGUUGGUGCUCCGUCUUCGAGCCCGUGCUGGGAUCACACGCGGGUCUUUCGCUGCUUUCCGGCGCCAUGGCCGAAGUGGAUGCCCUAGUGGAAGCCGGCGGCCGCUACGAAGGCAUGCAAUGCUUUGCAAUUUCUUCCGUCAAACUCCCAGCUGCAAAGGGCCAAACCGUUUCACAAUACCCGCCAACGGACUUCGACACGGAACCCGACUGGUGCGCGACCGCUCGGGAGCUUCUUCUGAAUGACCAGGCCGACAAGGCACUGAAGCUCGCAGAUCGAGGACUGCGCGCGGCCGUCAAAGCGAAGGACAAGCGCAAUGAAGCACGUGCUCGGCAGAUGCAGGCCAUGGUUCUCAACGAGUUGGCACAGCAAGAUCCGAUGGACAUCGUCGAGGUGACCACAAGUGCUGCCAAAGCGCUGAAGGCCGUCUUUUGCCCUGUGAAAUGGUUGGAGUUUUGA
Messenger RNA from Symbiodinium sp. CCMP2592, 1227 nucleotides. NCBI's taxonomy places the organism in Eukaryota, Dinophyceae, Suessiales, Symbiodiniaceae. The record is from the annotation of a GenBank genome assembly.